AUGGCCACCACAAAAUCAACCAAGGGCAAGGCUGCUGCUGGCAAGAACGCAGCCAAAGAAUCCAAAGCCAAAGCCGCCAAAAAAGCCGCGCUGCAAGGUGCGCACGGGCACGCCUCGCGCAAGACGCGCUACUCCGUCUCUUUCCACCGGCCCAAGACCCUGCGCCUCGCGCGCGAUCCCAAGUACCCGCGCCGCUCGAUCCCGCACGCGCCGAGGAUGGACCAGUUUCGGACUAUCGUCUCGCCUUUGAACACGGAAUCGGCGAUGAAGAAGAUCGAGGAGCAUAAUACGCUCGUGUUCAUUGUCGACCUCAAGUCGAACAAGCGCCAGAUCAAGGAUGCGGUCAAGAAGCUGUACGACGUCCAGGCGGCCAAGAUCAAUACGCUGAUUCGACCGGACGGCAAGAAGAAGGCGUAUGUGCGGCUGACGGCGGACCACGAUGCGCUGGAUGUGGCUAACAAGAUUGGGUUCAUCUAA
Cyclocybe aegerita is the source of this 477-nucleotide messenger RNA. The record is from the annotation of a GenBank genome assembly. NCBI's taxonomy places the organism in Eukaryota, Fungi, Basidiomycota, Agaricomycetes, Agaricales, Hemipholiotaceae.